Messenger RNA from Vombatus ursinus (common wombat), 2222 nucleotides. RefSeq names its product Xg glycoprotein (Xg blood group) (gene XG). Gene Ontology annotation, biological process: homotypic cell-cell adhesion; T cell extravasation; positive regulation of neutrophil extravasation. Bases 292 to 873 code for a protein of 193 amino acids. The record is from RefSeq and is a predicted model, not a curated record. The transcript has 11 exons. NCBI's taxonomy places the organism in Eukaryota, Metazoa, Chordata, Mammalia, Diprotodontia, Vombatidae.
UCGUAGUGAGAAGCUAAUUACGCACGCAUACUUCAAGCGUGCAUGUACCUGUACCUGCCUUUGUUCUUUGGCUGCCUGGACGUAGAAUAUUCUUGACAAGUCUAUGAGUUUUUGGUGAAGGUGGAAUGUUGCUCUGGCUAAUGCUCCCUACCUAAGAACUGUUUGCCGCGUAGCUCGCCCCUUCUCUCAUAUCUACACUUGAAGACUAGACAUCCACAAAGGUGGGAGGGAUUUUGAAUAUUGUUGUUUAUUUGGAAUGAGCAGCUGUUGAAGUUCCCUCCACUGAAGACCAUGGAAAGAUGGCAGAAAGUAUUCUUCCUCAUGCUCCUGUGCUUUCUGAUUCACAUUCAAGGUCAAGGUGACUUCGAUUUAGCAGAUGCACUUGAUGAUACUGAUGAAAUUACAAGGAGACCUAACCCAGUUACUAAGAAACCAGGAUCAGGUAUUUACCCCAACCCCAAUCCACCCUAUCGUCCUCAACCUGGAAGCUAUAACAAUCCUGGAGGUAACAUUAAUGAUAUAGAUUUGGAUGAUGGACGCUCCCCACCCAGACCUAGACCUCGACCUCCAGCAGGAGGAGGUGGAUACCAUCCCAAUAAUUUUGGCAACACUCAUGGUAAAAGAGGAGGGGGCUAUAACUCCAAUUACAAUAACCAUGGAGGAGGGGGAUAUAAUCCCAGUUCUCAUUAUGGAAAUACUUAUGGUGGAGGAGGAUAUUCAGAUUAUGGAAACACACAUGGUGACUCAAUAGCUAGAAUUGUUUCUCCCAUUGUUUCUGUGGUUGUGGUAUCACUUAUUGGAGCAGCAACCAGCUAUUUUGCUUACAACCGGAGGAGAAACUGCUGCCGAACAAAUGAGACAGAGAAUGUCUGAAAGAGGCAGGAAUCUGUAAUGAAUUUCACAAGAACUGGAAAAAGAUGGGAGUGGACAUUUAUCGUGUAUGUUAUAUAGAUUUUUUUCUGUGUGUGCAAUGAGGACCCACCAACCUAUUAAAAGAAUUUUCUUCUCCUAAAACAUCUGAUUCACCUAAAUGAGAAUUCCAAAUUUCUUUAUAUAAUGAGGAUACAAGGAUAUUUAUCUGAAGUAUAAUGAAGCUUAAGAAAAAAAAAGUCUGAUUUAAUGGAUAUAUUAUUUAAUGUGGAAAUGAGAACUUGGACUCUGUUCCUCGUUCUUAGAAAACCUUUUAUAAUAAUGUAUAAAUGAUUUAACUCCAUUUCUUGUGUCAUGAUGCCUGACUAGCACAGUUUUAGGGGGAACAACUAUAGAUGCGCAUAGUUCCCCAAUCCAUAGACAUUUGGUGGCAGUGAAAAGAUGAAGAAGAUAGCCCAUUCCAAUGAUAUUUUUGUGGAGAAAGUCACCAGCACAAAUGAUAAGAGUUUUUAUUUCAACUGUUCACCUUAAUUACGAAUGAAAUUGAGUUACUUAUUUCCAACAUUGAUAGGAAAACCUGGAUACUGCACUGUCAGCAGAUAUUUCUGUGACUAUUAGGGAAUCCUUAGUAGGAGAAAACUAAAUAACCUUAUUAAAUUGAGAUUAUAAAUGCAAAGUGCUAAAAACAAAAUUCCUAGAGCAGUGAUUUUGAACCAUUGUUCCAUUCUUCUUAGGAUUUUUUUUUUAAAAUAAAAGCUAGACAUAGAGACUAUUUUGAGUCAUUAUAAUUUCUAGCUCUUUAAUUUGUUGCCAUAAGCGCUCAGAUUUAAUUCAAAUUGGUAUUCCACUUCCUUCAAUGGGAUACUUUUGUAUCAUCACAUGUAAAUUUUUAAAUGCUUUAAUCUUAGCAAUUAUAUUGAAAUGCUUAUAUAUGAAUGUGUGAUUUCCAUCACUAGAAUUCAAGCUCCUUCAGGGUGAAGAGUGUUUCUUUCCUUUUUCUUAUAUCCCUAGGACCCAACAUGGUGCCUGGUACUUCAAUGGUGCUUAAUAAUUAUUUUUAAUUGAUUAAUUAAUAAGACAUAUAUGACACCAGUUUCUGAAGGAAAACUAAAGAGAUGCUUAGUUAUUCAUGGCAGGUAUGCUCAGCAACAUUGAAAAAAAAUGGCAAAGAGCCUACUCCUUGGUUUAGUACAGUGGAAGAGCUAAAUUUUUCACAAGAUCUUAAAUUCAGAAAUGGACCAAAUCUGAUCCAGCUGCCACCUACUACCUUCACCUACAUAUUGUUUUGGGGGAAUGGGAAAGGGAAAUGCUUUGCUGUAAGUGUUUAUUAAUAAAUGAAACUUUAUGUAAUA